UAUCAAUGAGUGAUUCGACACAUUGUCCAUUGGUACAGCGAAGCAAUGGACGAUGGAAUCGAGCUCAACUUUGCCGUCAGCGAUGGUUUGAAGAGAAAAGCUGUUUCAAAAGGCGGGAGAUGGACUGAUAGAGCUGCAGCGAGGAAGACUGCUCGGCAGAACGUGAAGGCUGCCCAGAAAGCCAGAAGAGAUGUGGCGCCUAGCAAAAUGCCUAGCCAUCAGGUGCAAGUUCCGUCAGCUCCAAGGCAGCCUGCUAUUAGGCCGCCGCCCGUGACACCGAGUGAGCCAAGAGGAGCCAGGCUUGCAGAGCAAGGGGGUGGGGACACGUCUCGCCCUUCUGACUCAGCACUCGCUCGGGCCGUACUUGAACAUGCUUCCGCGCCUGGACCGUCACGCUCUCAAGUCAGCAAGCCAGCUCCUCAACCCUCAGCGGUCUCAUCCAGUACCAAGGGCAAAGGGCCGCAGAUCAUUUCCUCCUUGUUCAGUUCAAAUCCGAGUUAUCAAGCCGUCAAGACCACUGGCUCCACAGUGAUCGGAGCGCCAUCGAAUGCUCCGCUGAAGGGAGACGCCAAUACCUUUGCGGGACUCGGCUUGGAUCCGCUACUCGUACAUCAUCUUACGAACAAGAUGUCGUUGAGGGCUCCUACGGGGAUCCAGAGGAGUGCCUUGCCGUACCUCUUAUCGGAGCCCUUAGACAUCAAUGCCCGAGCUGUUUCUCCACUGGAUGAGAACGACGAGGAGAGGUCGUCGACUGGCUCGCCAAAAGGCAAAGAGCGGGCAGUCGAGGAGCACCAAGCAGGGCUCCGAGACGUUCUCAUACAGAGUCAGACUGGAUCGGGAAAGACCUUGACAUAUCUUCUACCCAUUGUCCAGACUCUACUACCGCUGUCUCGACUCUCUUACAUUGACAGAUCUAUCGGGACGCUCGCCAUCAUCGUGGCGCCCACCAGGGAACUAGCAGGGCAGAUCGAGAAAGUACUGGAGCAUCUACUAUCCAUGGCUUUAUCCCUACCUGGGGCUGAGACAGACGAGCACUACACCCGAUGGUUGGUGUCGGGUCUCUUCACCGGCGGAGCAACCAAAACCCACGAAAAAGCGAGAUUGCGAAAAGGCGUGCCUAUCAUCGUCGCUACCCCUGGGAGACUGCUUGAUCACCUGCAAUCGACUAGCUCAUUCCAGUGCGGCAAGGCCUUGUUCCUUGUCUUGGACGAAGCGGACAGGUUGAUGGAUCUCGGCUUCGAAGAAACUAUCACGGGAAUCAUCAAGGCUCUGGAUGGGAGACGCAAAUUGGCUGUGGCUGCCGAGAAGGAGAUGGACGAGGUCGGUGGAGGAACUAUGCGCUGGCCAUUUUGGAAUCGAGGUCGAACGACGAUGCUGUGUUCGGCAACUGUCGAUGCCAAGGUCGAGCGUCUCGCUGGGAUGUCUUUGAGAGAUCCUGUCAUCUUCCGGUCAGAGGCGAACGAUCAGGUUGAGAGAAAUGUCGUCAAGGACAAGAAACCCCUUGGUCUGCCGAGUCAGAACAGUAUCGAGAUGCCAUCUCAUGCUGAUCCAGAUAAAUUCACGCCGCCGUCUCAAUUGUCGCAGAGAUACAUUGUCACUCCGACAAAGCUCCGUCUUGUCACUCUUGUUGCGUUGCUACGGUCUCUCGUCUCGGCCACCAGUGGGAAUGGUGGCAACAAGAUUAUCGUCUUUCUCAGUUCGACAGAUACGGUAGACUAUCAUUGGAAGCUUUUGGGGGGAGUCAAAAUGGACGAUGCAGAUCAAGACGAGCAAGAAACGUCGACAAAUAUGAUAUCUCUGUCUUCGCCCAUUCUGCCCAAGACGACGAUACAGCGGCUGCAUGGUUCUCUACCAUUGGCCACUCGGAAAGCCUCGCUUGCAAAGUUUACCGAGGCGUCGGAGUCACCCUCUAUCCUUCUCGCCACAUCUGUCGCCUCUCGAGGUCUCGAUUUGCCUCUCGUCCGUGCUGUUGUGCAGUACGAUCUUCCGACAGAGGGCGGGGCUAACGAAUAUGUCCACCGAGUGGGGAGAACGGCUCGAGCUGGAAAAGGCGGAGAAGCGUGGGCCUUUGUCGGUCCUGCGGAAAUCGGAUGGGUCAAAUGGGUUGAAGAGAAGAUGGGAUUGGCAGGUGAUGUUGCGGACGCGAACGCUAAGAGGACGGAGUCCAGCGUCAGGCUGACCGAGGCUGGAGUCGAAGAUAUACUGCGGAAAGGCUUUGGUGGAUCCGGAUACGAAUAUGAGGCCAGAGCCACGGAUGUACAAAUGGCUUUUGAGAGAUGGGUCCUGGCAUCGGAUUCGAACGCUGCUCUCGCCCGAAAAGCCUUUGGAUCGUUCAUGCGAGCAUACUCGACACAUCCGAUCGAGGAAAAACCCUUUUUCCAUCCCAAGUCUCUGCAUCUGGGACACUUGGCGAAAUCUUUCGCACUCAGAGAGACACCCUCGACCCUUGGGACGGGUCAGACGUCAAAGGUACAACCACAGCAGAAACCGAUCCAGGCUAAACGCAAGCGCGAUGCCGAAUCGUCAGAUGAAGGUGAAAAGGCGGCGGAAGAGCGACCUCGAGGUGGCAAGGAACUGACUGCGAGAAAUAAGACGGAGGAACGAAUGUACGCUGCCGUCAGGAAAGCUGGAAGGAAUGUCAAAUCGGGAGGAACGCUGGGAGAAUUUUCUGGCACGGGAGGGAAGAAGUCUAACAAUGCGGGCACAGGAGGUGGGGAGUUUCAGGUCAUGGAUGGGAAUGAGAUCGAGCGGAUGUUGUCGGGCAGGAAGUAGAAGUGUGCGCCUUUACCUGGUCCCGAUGUCAUAAUUACAUGAUUCGCAACAUGCAAAGGACAUACUAGGAUCGCCAAGAUGAUCCUGGAAACCCUAUCCUAGC
This is a messenger RNA of Kockovaella imperatae, 2875 nucleotides long. RefSeq names its product P-loop containing nucleoside triphosphate hydrolase protein. Gene Ontology annotation, cellular component: nucleus. Gene Ontology annotation, biological process: ribosome biogenesis. The transcript is spliced from 3 exons. Bases 46 to 2772 code for a protein of 908 amino acids. The record is from RefSeq and is a predicted model, not a curated record. NCBI's taxonomy places the organism in Eukaryota, Fungi, Basidiomycota, Tremellomycetes, Tremellales, Cuniculitremaceae. Gene Ontology annotation, molecular function: nucleic acid binding; ATP binding.